ACGUCACCAUAUCCUUGCUAGCCAUAAGCUCCUGCCAAGCGUACGCACAACGCAACAACACAUAUCUUUGUAAACGUUGAGGUUUACUCAUCUUCUUCUUCCCCUCUAUCAAUAUCAUUAUCAUCAUUAGGCGCUCAAUUGUAUGCUUGCUCAUUCUUCAAGACACACAAUGGCAUAACGGUUGAGCAAACAACCCACAAAGAUAUUUGAUUGUUGUAGCCAAUAAAAUUCGACACUAAUGUGAGCAAAUACAACAAAAAGUAACAAAUAAAGAAUACAAGAAAGAUAAAGUGAAAAUAGAAUCGAUCACCCACAGCGUCUGCUAUAAAAGAAGCAAGUGGAAGUGCGAUAAGAGAGAGAUUGAGACACGGUGCUGACAGCAUGUGGUGUCGCCACAAAACAUAAAUCGUGUAGCAGCAAUAAAGUGGCGCACUGAUAAUUGACAAUGCGUACAACAACAACAAUUAUUCAAAAAUAAAAUAUAGGCUAUGAAAAAAGUGCUACGACAAAUAGAAAAAACGAGCAUAAUUAAAUUAACGCGCAUUCGUAAAACUCCCGCACGUUCACGCCCACUCUUCUGUGCUGAGUAAUGAUUACAAACAGUAAUGAAAUAGUGCUAAGCACAAAUAAAAAAAAAAUUAAGAGUGUGGUAAAACCUCUUCAUGGGCAUUAAAGCAAUAUUUGUAGUAUUCUCGCUGAAAGACUGCUGAGAAUUUAUUAUUUUUGUUUUUAUAGUGAGCGCAUCACUAAGUAUCGUAUAAGGUAUAAGGAAUUCAUAAGAAGCUUUAAAUUUGUACCAUUCUUUAAUCAACUGUCGAGCUUUUCUAAUCAAAGUCACAGUUCAAGCUCUUAACAUAAGAUUAACAUAAUCAAAGCUUCAUUCGCCGUCGCUUGAAGCGUGAAGAUCAAAUAGAAGAAUAUAAAGUAUUCUAAAGCAAAGCAGUUAUUGAGUCAACAGCUACGUUAACGAACGGUUUAUAAGUCGUCAAAAACAUAAGCGCACUUAAGCUCAGCCAACAAGUUUAGAACUCACAGCUUUUACAGUUAAAACAAAUAAUAGCGGUAACGUUUUGUUGUUCGUCAUCCUAGCAACCGUCGUUAGCCACAUUCAUAAUGGCCGAUUUGGAACGCAUAAGACUGGUUAUCCUGGGCGGUGCUGGUGUGGGCAAAUCAUCCAUCAUCAAACGUUUCCUCUUCAAGACCUACACAGACAAAUAUCGCGCCACGGUUGAGGAUCUCUUUAAUCGCGAAUACGAUUUGGGCGGCGUUACACUGAAGGUUGACAUUUUAGACACUUCCGGCGAUAUGCAAUUUCCCGCUAUGCGCCGUCUGUCCAUCGCCACCGCCCACGCUUUUAUGCUCGUCUAUGCGUCCACGUCUGCGUCGAGUUUUCAAUGUGUCAAACAGUGUUUCGAGGAGAUACGUGAACAGCGCGCAGACUUCCAGGAUAUUCCCAUUGUAAUCGCCGGCAAUAAAUCUGAUUUGGCCAAUACUCACAGAGAGGUGCGGCUGGAAGAAGUCACGGAUUGGGUCUACUGUGAAUUGCCGCGAUUAAGAGCGAAAGUGCUGGAGUGCUCCGCCAAGGAGGAUCAAAACGUGACUGACCUCUUCAAAACGUUGUUAUCAUUGUCGCGAUUUCUACCCGUCGGGAGCAAUAAUGACGGCACAAGUGGACUGAAGCGACGCUCUUCGGCAUAUGUUAGCGCAUCGUCAAGUAGAAAUCGUCAAAGUGUGCGAAAAGGUGUGGGUCCAACAAAUGUCAGUGGAAUAUGGCCAAAACAAAAUCUUGGUACAGACAAGAAUCGCAACGCCAGUCCAUCCGUUUCCGGUGAUAAAAAGUCCAGUUUGGUCGAAGCGGUCGAUCCAGCCACCAGCAGCGGCGAUGCCAAACUAAAGCCCAGAUCCAGGUCACUCAUACGCCGUGCAUCACGCAAAACCAAACAGCAAAUCAACAAUGCGUCCGAUGACUGUAAUUUCCAAUAAAGUGACAGAGGAAGUAGGUGUGAACGCUUGAUUAGCAGAAAAAAGCAAAUAUGUAUAAUAAAUCAUAAAAGCAAAAUUAUAUGUUUAGCAACUACAACAAGAACAACAAGCAACAAAAGCAAAGCGAAGCAGAGACUAAAAAUAUAGUUGUUUAUAUAUGCAUGUCUGAGUGUGUGUGUGUGCGUGCGGUUUGGUGUUGUUGUGCAUGUAAGUAGGCGUUGACAUUUGUUUGUACAAAUUUAAUCCAAGAAACGUCAAAGUGAAUUCACCGCAAGUGUCGUGUGAAUGAUGACGUCGAAAAAAAUUAUACAUUUUGAUAUGAACGCUUAAUUAGAACUAUUAUAUAACUCCAUAAUAAUAAUAAAAUUAAUAGUAAUGAAAAA
Zeugodacus cucurbitae (melon fly) is the source of this 2366-nucleotide messenger RNA. Its product is annotated as GTP-binding protein Di-Ras2. Bases 1114 to 1983 code for a protein of 289 amino acids. The transcript has 8 exons. The record is from RefSeq and is a predicted model, not a curated record. Gene Ontology annotation, molecular function: GTP binding; GTPase activity. NCBI's taxonomy places the organism in Eukaryota, Metazoa, Arthropoda, Insecta, Diptera, Tephritidae.